AUGGCUGUAUUUGUGUUUGGCUCGAAUGCAGUUUCUCAGCUAGGUUUAGGUGAAGACGGUGAAAGUACACGUGUUCCAACAAGGCUGGGGUUCUUUGAUGACAUAUUGAUCACGAAGGUCAGAUGUGGCUCUAUGCAUGCGCUUGCAUUGAGUUCAGAAGGUGUUUUAUACUCAUGGGGAUGUAACGAUGAAGGUGCACUGGGACGGGAUGGUGAUGAGUCUACUCCUGCAGAAAUAACUAUUAAUGAAAAGGUUAUUGAUAUGGAUUGCGGGAUAUCUAUAUCUGUUGCAUUAACCAAGAGAGGACAUGUGUAUAUUUGGGGAACAUUCAGAACUUCUAACGGUGUGUUUGGGCUGACACCGUCUAAGAGAAUUUCGUUUAAGCCGAUGAGGGUUGCUUUGAAGAACAUAAAGUCUGUUUAUGCUGGGCAUGGCUUUGUAGCAGCAAUUGACUCGAAAGGAAUUGUUUUUACAUUUGGAUCGAACCAGUUUGGAGUGCUAGGACGAAAGACAUCUGAACGGAACAAAGUAAGAGCUCUGAUGCCUGAUGCAGUGACAAAUAUCAGGACUCGUCUGAAAAAUUAUAGAUUCAGUAGCAUAGGAUGUGGACUGAGCCAUUUAAUAGCAUUGAACACAUGUGGUGAGGCAUACUGCUGGGGAUCUAAUGUAUAUGGACAACUAGGGCAUCAUAAAGCAGAAAGCACAAUUAGGAAAUAUAAGGUAGACCUUGAUGGAAUAUCUCAGGUAUGUGGAGGAGGAUACCACAGUCUGUUUGUCACUGAAAGUGGAGAUAUUUAUGGAUGUGGUAGAAACAUUGAGAGUCAGCUUGGGAUUAUAAAAGCAGAAGACUCGCAUAGUCUUGUUAAGAUAGGGCUUAAGAAUGUCAGGAUGGUGCGUUCCUAUAGUGAUUUUAGUGUAUGCUUAGUGGGAAAUGAUCUGUACUCAUGGGGAAUGGGUUUUGGUGGAGCACUUGGAUUUGAUGAAGAGAUUGUUGCCACGCCUAGAAGGAUUCCGUUUGAUUUUCCUGAGGUGGUUGAUUUUGAUGUUGGAAAUGAUUUCUGCGUUGUGAUAGUAAAUUAA
This is a messenger RNA of Ordospora colligata OC4, 1080 nucleotides long. RefSeq names its product regulator of chromosome condensation. The transcript has a single exon. The record is from RefSeq and is a predicted model, not a curated record. Bases 1 to 1080 code for a protein of 359 amino acids. NCBI's taxonomy places the organism in Eukaryota, Fungi, Microsporidia, Ordosporidae.